Molecule: messenger RNA, 2430 nt
Organism: Mixia osmundae IAM 14324
Lineage: Eukaryota; Fungi; Basidiomycota; Mixiomycetes; Mixiales; Mixiaceae
Exons: 8
Coding region: 1-2430 (809 amino acids)
Biological process (GO): xanthine transport; transmembrane transport
Cellular component (GO): fungal-type vacuole; membrane
Molecular function (GO): xanthine transmembrane transporter activity
Source: RefSeq, a predicted model, not a curated record
AUGCUGCGUUGUACUUGCGGCGUGUUGCGCCUGCGAACACAAUCAUUCCGGCAGCAUGGCACACGAGCUGCCAGCCAAAACCGAGGCUCCGAACCCGAUGCGACAGCUUUCAAUCUCACGCCUUAUAUCUGGCCAACGGUACUGCUCAUCGCUAUCACAUCCUUGGCAGUCAACAACAAGCGAGUCAGGACAGAAGCGGAUGUUGCAACAUCUCGCUACCUGGCACAGAUCAGCGUGCUCGAGCGAUUGGUGGCUCAGGCGCGGAGGGGCCAAUACAUAUCUGAUCAGGAUCUGUUGCGGGAGCUGAGAGCGGUCAAGCUGCGAGCGAGAGAUCCCACCGCAGCGCCAGACGACCUUUCAGACCGCAUCGGCUGGUUGGAAGCAUUCCUUGGCGCCAAAAAGUACAGCAAGAGAGCUAAGCAGUCGGCCGAGCAGGAUUUGCAGCAGAUCAUUGAAGUGCAGCAGGCCGCUGACGAGGCGGCAAAGGCGGUGAUCAAGCCGCACUCAAUACAGGGAUCCCUAUCGCUUCCACAGGAGAAGACGCCGCAGGAUCGAGAUUCGGAUGACAUAUCCCGCAUGAUCACCGAGGAGCCGACCGCCUAUGCUGCACCUUAUGUGGCGGAAAUGUCAGCAGAGGACUUGACGUCUCUCAUUGACUCUACCACCACUAAGUUGCCAACUCUGGAUCAAGUCAAGCACAAACUGACAACACGUGACGGCUGGCUGGGCGAUUUUGAUUACGCGUGGCUCUGUCUUCCGACCUUGCCUUGCCUUCAUACUGGACGCUUCCGCACAAAAUCGACACCCUUCUAUGGUCUCACAGACACCCUGCCCAUUGUUCUCGCUGUCGUUGCAGGCUUUCAACACUUCCUAGCCAUGCUCGCUGGAGUCAUCACGCCACCCAUCAUUUUGGCGAGCGAACUUGGCUUCGGCCCCUCACUUCAAAAUUAUCUCGUCUCCAGCGCUUUUAUCGCUUCAGGCAUACUUAGCGCUGCCCAGAUGACCCGCUUCCGCUUCCCUUUCACCACCUACACGUACGGGACUGGAUUGAUCACAGUUGUGGGAAUAUCUUUUGCUACCCUGUCCACCGCCUCGGCUAUCUUUACAGUCCUGUAUGCCAACGGCACUUGUCCAUCCACAACAGCCGCGGAUGGCACAGUCACGCGAGGGGAGUGCAGGGAAGCAUAUGGCUACUUGCUCGGAACCUCGGCAGUCUGUUCGCUAUUCGAAAUGCUGCUCUCGUUUGUCAAUCCGAAAACGCUUCGCAAGAUCUUUCCCCCCGUGGUAUCGGGCAUAGUCGUCAUAUUAAUUGGCGCUUCACUCGUAGGUGAUUCUGGUAUCUUGAACUGGAUGGGUGGCGCGGGCCCUUGCUCUUCGUUACCCGUCGAAGCAGGUUCUAUAUUUGCAAAGUGCCCAACCAUCUUCGCAAAGCACGCGCUGCCGUGGGGUAGCGCGCAAUACCUUGGACUUGGCUUCGUCACUUUCUUGACCAUCGUGCUAUGCGAGGUCUUCGGCUCGCCAUUCAUGAAGAACGCGGGCAUUGUCAUCGGCUUAGGAGUCGGCUGCCUGGUGGCGGGUCCAGCAGGCUACAUCGAUGGCUCCACGGUCAGAUCAGCGCCAGUCAUCACAUUUACUUGGGUCGAGACUUUCCCCCUCAAGGUAUAUGGUCCAGCCGUCCUGCCUUUGCUUGCCGUGUAUCUCGCCCUUUCCCUCGAAGCCACCGGUGACAUCACUGCAUCCUCAGAAGCGUCUCGUCAGCCAACUUCAGGCGAGUUGUAUUCGAGCCGCGUCCAAGGUGGCAUUCUUGCAGACGGCUUCAAUUCGAUGAUUUCAGCCCUCAUGACACAACCCCCCCUCAGCAUCUUUGCGCAGAACUGCGGUAUCAUCGCAGCGACUGGUAAUGCGAACAGAUUCUCAGGUUACAUCUGCGCAGUCUUUCUCAUCCUAGCCGGCGUACUGUCCAAAAUCAGCGGAGUGUUCCUGGCUAUUCCCAACUCGGUGCUAGGUGGGGCUACGUCGUAUCUGUUUGCUACUGUCGUCACCUCUGGCAUCCGUGUCGUCGCGAUGAUGCCGUUCACGCGACGCAACCGAUUCGUCUUAACCUCGGGACUCGUCUUCGGGCUUGGGGCAUUACUCAGACCCAAUUGGGCGUCAUUCAUCUUUACGUCACCCGAAGUCGGAGGCAAUCGCGCGCUCAGAGGGUUCGAGGACUCGAUCGUGAUUGUGCUCGAGACACCGUUCCUUAUUGGCGCCAUUGUUGCGACCAUCGUCAACGCCAUCCUGCCCGGCGAAGUGCAGCCGACUACGACCAUCAUUACGCAGUCUGAACCUGCCAACCAAGGCCCGGUCGACCCAGCCCAGCUCGAGUCUCAAUCAGGCUCAGAUCGUGCAUCGGAAGACCACAAGGAGAAGCCGCACCUCACCUCAUAG